ACCCGGAAGAGCCGUCAACUUAGCGAGCGCAACAGGCUGCCGCUGAGGAGCUGGAGCUGGUGGGGACUGGGCCGCAAUGGACAAGCUGAAGAAGGUGCUGAGCGGGCAGGACACGGAGGACCGGAGCGGCCUGUCCGAGGUUGUUGAGGCAUCUUCAUUAAGCUGGAGUACCAGGAUAAAAGGCUUCAUUGCGUGUUUUGCUAUAGGAAUUCUCUGCUCACUGCUGGGUACUGUUCUGCUGUGGGUGCCCAGGAAGGGACUACACCUCUUCGCAGUGUUUUAUACCUUUGGUAAUAUCGCAUCAAUUGGGAGUACCAUCUUCCUCAUGGGACCAGUGAAACAGCUGAAGCGAAUGUUUGAGCCUACUCGUUUGAUUGCAACUAUCAUGGUGCUGUUGUGUUUUGCACUUACCCUGUGUUCUGCCUUUUGGUGGCAUAACAAGGGACUUGCACUUAUCUUCUGCAUUUUGCAGUCUUUGGCAUUGACGUGGUACAGCCUUUCCUUCAUACCAUUUGCAAGGGAUGCUGUGAAGAAGUGUUUUGCCGUGUGUCUUGCAUAAUUCAUGGCCAGUUUUAUGAAGCUUUGGAAGGCACUAUGGACAGAAGCUGGUGGACAGUUUUGUAACUAUCUUCGAAACCUCUGUCUUACAGACAUGUGCCUUUUAUCUUGCAGCAAUGUGUUGCUUGUGAUUCGAACAUUUGAGGGUUACUUUUGGAAGCAACAAUACAUUCUCGAACCUGAAUGUCAGUAGCACAGGAUGAGAAGUGGGUUCUGUAUCUUGUGGAGUGGAAUCUUCCUCAUGUACCUGUUUCCUCUCUGGAUGUUGUCCCACUGAAUUCCCAUGAAUACAAACCUAUUCAGCAACAGCACAUAAGCCUUGGGUGCAAGUGAUUCCCAGGUGGCAAAAGGCAGCCCCAUCAGAGAUCACGGGAGCAACAGUAAGGGACAGAGUUUUGGGGUCCACUUGUCCCUCAGCAUGGAAGCCAUCACCGUGGUCCUGCAUAGAGUGAGUCUGCUUCUACUCUGGCAUCUGAGAACAAGUGACUCUGCUUUAGACAAGCCCCUGGAGAGCCUGGCCAUGGAGUGAGGUAGAAAAGAAGCACUUUUUGGUGGUAUAUGCUGUUUCUGAAUUUGAAUCUAAGCAUUCUUGGUGUUCUGAUUCUGCGCCUGACUGUGGAAUGUAUUUUCUGACAUUAGGUGCAGACUCUUUUUCUCUUGGGUUUUAUUUCCCAUCCCUCCCUCCCUCUCCCUGCAUAUCUUUCUUUAUGACCUCCUGGCACUAGAUGGGGAAAGAACAGAGCAGCAGCAGAAAAUGCUGCUGUUUUUUUUUUGGACGAGAGCCCAUAGGAGUUGAAAAAUCCUGCUGCUCUCAGCUAUAUUUUUUUCUCCAUUAUUUAUAAAUGUUUGCUUUUAAACUGAUUUUAUUUUCCAUUCUCCCCUGGAGUUGGGCCAGGGGAGAGUGGGGUGGGAAGACAGAUCCCUGCUGUGCAGCCAGCAGGAAGUAGGCACGCCUGCCCAGUGACCUUUAAAUAGUCCCAGUGUUUGCACUUAGCCUGUGCUGGGGACACUGGGGAUAAACUGCAGGUGGUCUCAUGUCAGCCUGAUGCCUAACCUACAAAGUGCUUUUGUGUCCACGAUCUUACCUGGUUCUUAUGGAGAGCCUUGUGAGGAAGCAGGGAUUGUUAUACCACUGUGCAGUCAAGGGAAUCAAGGCCCACACUGGUUUUUGGAUCCACCCAAAGCCACAGCUUCAGCCUCCUUCAUGACCCCAGAGUUUCCUGGCCUGUUUCUGGUUGUGCCUCCUGUAACUGCCUGUGACUGUUUCCCUCGUUUUCAUCAGCCAAGCCAUCUCCUCCCUGGCCCUCCCUGCCCAUCUCUUUUGGAAGCUUCUUCCUGGAUCUGCAGGAUGUUCACUGUCCCUUGUGUUCCCUUUCAGCUCCUCCUUGUUGCCUGACUACGAUUAGUGCCCUGUCUUGUCAGCCAGCAUUCCUGGCCCUCCAGGACCUCCAGAGUCAUCCUACAAAUGACGUUUAUCUGGAUUGCCUUUCUGUUCUUUGCACAGGGCCAACUGGUCCACUAGGGCUCCUCCUCUGUCACUGCUAAACCAAAGGAAGUGGCCUGCUGGUUGUCCCCUUUCUUGUGGCUAAUUGCUGAACCUUUCUUUGUCCUACUGUGGCUAAGAACUCUGACUGGUUUUUUUUUUUUUUUCUUUUUGAGAUGGAGUCUCACUCCGUCGCCCAGGCUGGAGUGCAGUGGCGUGAUCUCUGCUCACUGCAACCUCCACCUCCCGGGUUCAAGCAAUUCUCCUGCCUCAGCCUUCCAAGUAGCUGGGAUUACAGGUGCCCGCCACCACGCCCGUGCUAAUUUUUGUGUUUUUAGUGGAGACAGGGUUUCACCAUGUUGGCCAAGCUGGUCUGGAACUCCUGACCUCAGGUAAUCCGCCCACCUUGACCUCCCAAAGUGCUGGGAUUACAGGUGUGAGCCACUGUGCCCUGCUGAUCUUUUCUUCUGAGGCUGGGGAGGUGUGAACAAGCCUGACGGGGCCAGAGAGAGGAGCUAGUCUUCCCAGGUUCUUUCUAGGCUAUUGAUGACAUCCAGUCAUCUGCUCAGGUCACUAACCUGUCCUCAGCCAGGAAAGGAAAUUUUAUGCUACCCCUCUGGCUUUUGUGGGAUUCUUUCACAUCCCAGGUGCCUCUUGGAGACAGAUCUCAGAAGGGCUGUGGUGUCAGAAGGGACAUGGAGGAGGUCAGGAGGGCUCAUGGUUCCUUUUCUUUAGAACUGAUACGAGGCUUGGCUAGUCACUGUGAGCUCCAGCAGCUCCAGCAGCCUGGAAUAAGACACCUAGAAGGCUCAUCCCUCCAUGUCCAUGUCCUUUUUUUUUUUUUAGAUUGAACAACCAUGCUUUGUUUAAAAAAUAAUCUCAGCAAACUAGGGAUACAAGAGAAUUUCCUCAACCUGUCGAAGGGCAUCUUUAAAAUAUCUACUGCUAACAUCCUAUGUAAUGAUGAAAGGCUGAAUGUUUUCCCCUAAGAUUGAGAAUAAGACAGAGAUGUCAACUCUUACCACUUCUAUUCAACGUUGUACUGAAAAUUCUAGCCACUGCAAUCAUGUUUUAAUUGGGAGUAGGGGGAAAGAGGGAGGGAAGGAGAAAAAUGAAAGGCCUUUAGAUUGAAAAGAAAUGAGUAAAACUGUCUAUUCACAGAUAUUAUCAUCUAUGUAGAAAACCAAAUCAAAUCCAUUACUAAGUUACUGAAACCAGCAAGUGAGUUUCGCAACACAGCAGGAUAUAUAAUUGAUAUACACAAAUCAAUUGUGUUUCUCCAUGUUAGAAGUAAAGAAUUAGGAAUUGAAAAUUUAAAAAUAAUACCAUUUACAAUAGCAUUAAAAUAUAAAAUUCUUGGGAAUAAACCCGACAAACUAUGUGGAUUAUCUGUACACUGAUAACUAAAAAGCAUUGCUAAGAAAAAUUAAGACCUAAGUAAAUAUCUUGUUGAUAGGUUGAGAGACUCAACAUUGUUGAUGUUAAUUCUUUCCCAUAUUAAUCUAUAGAUAUAAUGCAGUCCCCAUCCAAAGCCAAGCAGGCUUUUUUUUUUUUUUUUUUGUAGAAAUUAAAAACUGGUUUUAAGAUUCACAUGGCAUGCAGAUGAUCUAGAAGAUCCACAGUAACUCUCCUGCUGUGCAGCUGGUUCCUAACAGGUCAUGGACCUGUCCAUGGCCUGUAGGUUGGGAACCUCUGCUACAGAGGAUCCAGAUUUAAAUUCAGAAGAAGCUUCAUCUAUUUCUGUAGUUUCAUUUUCUUGCAAUAACUGCUGCAUCAAACUUGAACUUCGCAGGAUUUUCUGAAGCUGCUCAAUUUGGCCAUCUUGCUUUUUAAUUGUAUUUCUUAACACUAGAAUUUUCUAUUUCAAGUUUUUGUACGUGGCCUUGCGUCUCCUUAGUACAUUUUAUAGUCGCUGUAAGUUGAUUCCAUUUUUCUUGAAAUUGAAUUCUCAUCUGACCUAAUUUCUUCCUUGAAUCCUACAUCUCACUUUCUCAAUGGACGCAGUGACGCAAUGAAGCAUCCAGCAAAGCUUUUGUUGUUGAUUGUUUAGGACGUCACCCUGUUUUUGUUGAAGUUGUCUCACAACUACUUCUCUUUCUGCUUUCUCUCUUUCAUAUUGACAUUGUUUUUCUUUCAAAUGAUUAACUUUAUUGAUCAUCCUCUUGUUCUUCUAGCAAAAGACGGUGCUUUAUGCACUCAGCUUGAAGAUUUUGUGCUGUAGCAUCACAUUUGGCUUGACUAUCAAUUACUGUUUUUUCUUGAUUGUCAGCUUUGUUGUGAACAUCAUCCAGUUGCUGUUGAAGCAACAUAUUUUGUCUUCGUAGUUGACAUAAUCUUACUUGCUUUUCUGUGCAUUUUUCUACUUUAUCUUGGCCACUUGUGUACAUUUUUUCAAUGUCCUUCAUUUGACACCGUUUGGUUUAGCUCUCUUUGUAUGUGUUCAAAAACCAAAGCGUUUUCUUUCAGAGCCUCUCUUGUGUUAUGGAGCUCAGUUUUGAGGCACCUGGACUUACUCUCAGCUUUAGAAAGUUGCUGAGAAAGAAUCAGAACAUGAGAAUUCAAAUUUUCCUGUAAAUGACGCAAUUUAUCUACUGUGCCCUGGAAAUCAAGCUCUUGGUCUCUUUCUGUUGAGUGACUUUGAUCAUGAUCAUGUAGAGCAACAUUCAGUCUACGAUGGUAUGAUUCCAUUUCGUCAGUCUUUGCCUGCUUUGUUUUUCCUUCUCCAGUUUAGAACGGAGCAUUGUGUUCUCAUCUGUCAGAGCAGUAAGCUGUCCACUAUAAUGGGCUAUCGUUUUUGUUGAUUUUUCCCCAUUCUGUUUUAGAGCCUUUUGAAGGUCUUCAUGCUUUCUUUUUAUAAUUUCAAUGUCUUUUAAGUAUUUCUUUUCCAGGAUUUGAUUUUUUAUUGUGUGUAUUUCCAGCCUGAGCCUGGCAAUUUCAUCUUGCAUCAAAUGGUUUUUAUGCAACAGGUCUUCUUCUUUUUCAUGACUAUCAGAAAUCUCAAACUGCAGAGUUCUUGUUCCCAUUCAAGUUUUUGAUAUUCUGUGAUAUUUCUUUUUUUUCAGAUAGUCUCUUUUGUAGUACACUAGUCUUUUUCAUUUUUUAAUUUUUACUGUAAGUCACUCAGUGAUUAUCUUUAAGUUCCACUGAUCUUUUACAUAAAUAAACUGCAUUUUUAAUUUUCUUUUUUUAUAUGAGAUUCUGGAAAUACUUCUUUUUUUAAAUUAUACUUUAAGUUCUGGGGUACAUGUGCAGAACAUGCGGGUUUGUUACAUAGGUAUACAUGUAAUGUUAUCCCUCCCCUAGCCCCCACCCCCGGACAGGCCCCGGUAUGUGAUGUUCCCCUCCCUUUUCCAUGUGUUCUCAUUGUUCAACUCCCACUUAUGAGUGAGAACAUGUGGUGUUUGGUUUUCUGUUCUUGUGUUAGUUUGCUGAGAAUGAUGGUUUCCAGCUUCAUCCAUGUCCCUACAAAGGACAUGAACUCAUCCUUUUUUUAUGGCUGAAUACUAUUCCAUGGGUGUAUAUAUGCCACAUUUUCUUUAUCCAGUCUAUAAUUGAUGGACAUUUGGGUUGGUUCCAAGUCUUUGCUGUUGUGAACAAUGCUGCAGUAAACAUACAUGUGCAUGUGUCUUUAUAGUAGAAUGAUUUAUAACCCUUUGGGUAUAUACCCAGUAAUGAGAUUGCUGGGUUAAAUGGUAUUUCUAGUUCUAGAUCCUUGAGGAAUCGCCACACUGUCUUUCACAAUGGUUGAACUAAUUUACACUCCCACCAACAGUGUAAAAGUAUUCCUAUUUCUCCCUGUCCUUUCCAGCAUCUGUGGCCACCAUGCCACUUUUUAAUGAUUGCCAUUCUAACUGGCAUGAGAUGGCAUCUGAUGGUGGUUUUGAUUUGCAUUUCCCUAAUGACCAGUGAUGAUGAGCAUUUUUUCAUAUGUUUGUUGGCUGCAUAAAUAUCUUCUUUUGAGAAGUGUCUAUCCUUCGCCCACUUUUCGAUGGGGUUGUUUUGCUCUUAUAAAUUUGUUUAAGUUCUAUGUAGAUUCUGGAUCUUAGCCCUUUGUCAGAUGGAUAGAUUGCAAAAAUUUUCUCCCAUUCUGUAGGUUGCCUGUUCACUCUGAUGAUAGUUUCUUUUGCUGUGCAGAAGCUCUUUGGUUUAAUUAGAUCUCAUUUUGUCUAUUUUGGCUUUUGUUGCCAUUGCUUUUGGUGUUUUAGUCGUGAAGUCUUUGCCUAUGCCUAUGUCCUGAAUGGUAUUGCCUAGGUUUUCUUCUAGGGUUUUUAUGGUUUUGGGUCUUACGUUUAAGACUUCCUCUUUUCCUAAUUGAAUACCCUUUAUUUCUUUCUCUUGCCUGAUUGCCCUGGCCAGAACUUCCAGUACUAUGUUGAGUAGGAAUGGUGAGAGAGGGCAUCCUUGUCUUGUGCUGGUUUUCCAAGGGAAUGCCUCUAGUUUUUGCCCAUUCAGUAUGAUAUUGGCUGUGGGUUUGUCAUAAAUAGCUCUUCUUAUUUUGAGAUGCGUUCCAUCAAUACCUGGUUUAUUGAGAGUUUUUAGCAUGAAGGGCUGUUGAAUUUUGUUGAAUGCCUUUUCUGCAUCUAUUGAGUUAGGGAGGAUUCCCUCUUUUUCUAUUGUUUGGAAUAGUUUCAGAAGGAAUGGUACCAGCUCCCUUUUGUACCUCUGGUAGAAUUCGGCUGUGAAUCCAUCUGGUCCUGGACUUUUUAUGGUUGGUAGGCUAUUAAUUACUGCCUCAAUUUCAGAACUUGUUAUUGGUCUAUUCAGGAACUCGACUUCUUCCUGGUUUAGUCUUGGGAGGGUGUAUAUGUCCAGGAAUUUAUCCAUUUCUUCUAGAUUUUCUACUUUAUUUGCGUAGAGUUGUUUAUAGUAUUCUCUAAUGGUAGUUUGUAUUUCUGUGGUAUCGGUGGUGAUAUCCCCUGUAUCAUUUUUUAUUGCAUUUAUUUGAUUCUUCUCUCUUUUCUUCUUUAUUAGUCUGGCUAGCAGUCUAUCUAUUUUGUUGAUCUUUUCAAAAAACCAGCUCCUGGAUUCAUUGUUUUUUUCGUGGUCUCUAUCUCCUUCAGUCCUGCUCUAAUCUUAGUUAUUUCUUGUCUUCUGCUAGCUUUUGAAUUUGUUUGCUCUUGCUUCUCUAGGUCUUUUAAUUGUGAUGUUAGGGUGUUGAUUUUAGAUCUUUCCUGCUUUCUCUUGUGGGCAUUUAGUGCUAUAAAUUUCCCUCUACACACUGCUUUAAUUUUGAAAUGGAGUUUUGCUCAGUUUCCCAGGCUAGAGUGCGGUGGCAUGAUCUCAGCUCACUGCAACCUCUGCCUUCUGGGUUCAAGUGAUUCUUGUGCCUCAGCCUCCCAAGAAACUGGGACUACAGGCAUGUGCCACCACACCCGGCUAAUUUUUGUAUUUUUAGUAGAAACAGGGUUUCACCAUGUUGGCCAGGCUGGUCUCGAACUCCUGACCUCAAGUGAUCCUCCUGCCUCGGCCUCCCAAAGUGCUGGGAUUACAGGCGUGAGCCACCAUGCCCAGCCCCAUGUCCUUUUUAAUGCCUGGAUUGACUUUGUGGGACAUGAGGCCAAGGUACCUUUUAAGAUGUCACCUGUAUAGCAUACUAGUAGUGAAUGUAGGCUUUGAAGUCAGAUGCAUCUGGCUGUGAGCUGUGACUAGUCAUAUACUAGUUGUGUCAUUUUGAACAGGUUACCUAACCUCUGGCUCCUCAGUUUGUUCAUCUGUUUAAAAAUUGUGGGAAUAACAGUUCCUGCUGGGUCAUUGCAAGAUGUCAGUGAGACGUGUCAAGUGCUUAGAAUAGGGCUUGGCAUAAGUAGAGUCUCAGUAGGGUAGGUGUUAUUUAAUCCCAGAAAUAACUGACAACUUUGGAAGAUGAGAGUGAAUGUCUCCGAUCAUUAAUUUAUUUAACAAAUACUUAUCUAGUACUAUGUGCCCGGCGCUGUAGACACUGCCAUGUUUUAUCUCAUUCAAUAUUCACAGUGACUGCCCAGUGAAUGGUAUUGCCUCCAUCCUCUGAGAAGGUAAAGAGCCUAUCCCAGACCCCACGAGUGGAGGCGUCAGGGAGGGGUUCUUGGCAGGAGAUGGGUCUUGUAGAAAGGCUUCUGCUUUGCUUUCACUCACGGCCUGUGGCCAGUUUGCUCAGACAGCUCCCAUCAGGACACCAUUGGCAGCUUUUGCAUGACCCUGCCUCCCAGGGUCUUCCUGCGUUUUUCCUUAAGUUGCCUUAUUCUUUGGUUGUUUCCCUACUUGUUUUUGUUAGACUGUGGGAGGAAGAAAUCCAUUUCAAAUCUGCUGAAACCUGUUACCAAGCAACAGCAGUGAUUAAAAGCAACCUGAUGAGUGAGUAAAGAAUUAGGGUUUCAGACCUGUAGUUAAUGAUGGUCUCUGUCUCCCUGCUGCCCUGCAUUCCCUUCCCUUCCGUUCACUGCUGGGUGAAGGAGGGCUUGCUGCAUUUUGGAAGUUAAGGGAACCAAUAAGGUGACUCUUUUGCAGAUUGGAAUAUGGUGCUCAGCCAGCCAUAUGGAAGCACUGUCCUGGCGUGAUCUGCCCUGGGCUGUUGGCUCUCUGAGUGCUGUCUUGGGAGGAGCACUGCCCUUCAGAACAGAAGAGAUGGCUUCCAGUCCCCUCUCCCCCUUCUCCCAGUCUCUCUGAGGCUGCUUGUUGGGUAUUGGGCGUGCUGUGUACUAACUCACUCCCGUCUCUUGUCUCAUUAUCUGAAAUGCAUCCCCUUUUGCAGAAAGGGCUCAAACGGAGCCUUCAGUUCUGCUCCUCUGCAUAGCCGUAGCUCAGAUCCUAGCUCAAGAUGUCUUGUCUGGGAAGGGCAAAACAUGGUCCCCAGUGUAGCAUUUUCACUGGGUUGAUUAUCUCAGUGGUGGAUCAUCUAUCACCCUUGUGUGGUGACUUUGUGAAUUAUCUGCCUGAGUGCCACUUCCCUUCCACCCUAAUCACUGCAGGCUCAGGGAGCAAGAAAUAAAAUCAUGAAAUGCAUUCCAAAUAAAAUUACCUUUUGGCUGGGUGCAGUGGCUCACACCUGUAAUCUGAGCACUUUGGGAGGCUGAGGUGGGUGGAUCGCUUGAGGUCAGGAGUUCAAGACCAGCCUGGCCAACAUGGCAAAACCCCAUCUCUACAAAAAAUACAACAGCAAAAAAAUCAGCCAGGCUAGCUGGUGUGCGCCUAUAAUCCCAGCUACUUGGGAGGGAGGCUGAGGCACAAGAAUUGCUUGAACCCAGGAGGUGGAAGUUCAGUGAGCCGAGAUCGCACCCCUGCACUCCAGCCUGAGCAACAGAGUGAGACUCUGUCUCAAAAAUAAAUAAAAAAAAAAAUCACUUUUUGAUACUUCUGUUAAAAUAGAUAAUAAGGAACCAUAUCUUAAAGUGUGGAGGAUCUGGCUUGGCUUCUGUUUUUGAUAGCUCUAUGAAAGUGACAGAUUUGCAUCAUGAGACUUAGUGGAAUGAAUUGGGAAAUUGAAGGGCAGCCCAGUGGCUAUGGAUUCUAUUUUCUAUGGGACUGUCUACGCCAGGCUUUAUUUUCUCUUUGCUCAGAUAACUUCUGACUAGAGUCGACGGUAGGAUUAUAAAUGGUUUAAAAUACGUAUUCUCAAACCUCAUUUUCAGCAUAUAAAUUUUUAAGAAUCAGUGUUUAAAGGUACGUGAAACCAUUUGCUAGAUUUUUGUCCUAGUUUUUUUUUUUUAAUUUAAAAAUCUUAAGUUUUUUUUAGUAAGCUUAAGAUGUCCAGUAGUUUAUUUGCAGACAGCAUUUUUAAAAAGUGAAUAGAUGUUUAACUGAAGUUAAAUACAAAUUUAUGUCUGUGUAACUCUUGGUAAGAUAUAACAAAACCUAGACAUCUAAAUUUUUUGGAAAUUUUUAUUUUAAAAGUUUGUUGGGAGGUAAAAUUGUGUGACUUUACCUUCUGGUUAAUAGUUUUAUAGUUAAGAAGAAAGUCCAGCGAAGUUUACUUGAUCUCAGUUGCACUCAAGAAUAGGGGAUUUAGUUCCACUUUGGUUAUUUUCACUUCUACCCUAAAUUCAUAGUCCCUGAUACUUAAGCUUUACCCUUGGCUUACCAGUUUUCAUUGCAGCGAGUAAAUGGGGAGUAGCAGAGCCUUUGUUAAUGUAAAUUGACAAAAAGUAUGUCCUUUUCUAGCAGGAGCAGAUAAACUGAUAAUGGUCUUAGAAAUGUAGAAAAUGAUUUUUUGUAGACAGGAUGAUCUGUCUAGAUUGUAGCAAAUGAUGGUACAUAUUCACAACAAAGUUGUGCCACUACAUUUAAUAAACAGCCACAAACAACAAAAGGACAACUGGUCCCCGAUAUAAAUGGACUAGCUACCUGGACAUAAUAUCCUUGUGAGGCAUCCUUAAAGGACAAAUUGCAGCUGGUAUUUGGGUGAAUGUUGUUGCUCUGUGCCUGUUGAAUGUCCAUGCUACAAGAAGUUAUGAGCCUUGUUCUAAGUACAGAUGAACCUUGUAUUUGUGUAAUCUCCCAAGGGAGAGCUAUGGUUUACAUUCAAUUUUUUGGUCUUUCUGCUAUGAAACGUGUUUAUUUUGCCUCUGUCAAUGUGUUUGCAACCUUAAGUAAGGAAAGGGAAAAAAAAAAUAGCCCUCUGAACUCUGAUCUUUUGCCGCUUCUGUAGAUUUUGAUUGUGAAGUUGGGAGUGAGGACAUUCAAAAGCCCAUGGUGAAUGCAUAUGCCUUUAGAAUAUUGUGCCUGUUUUAAAAUGUUUGAGCUUUUAAAAUACGUUGUUAAAACAUGAAUCCAUUUUUGUAAUUGUAUAAAUACUCAUAACUAAUUUUGAAUGCUACUGAUUGUGUAACUGAAUUUUUGUAUCCAAAAAUACAUUCUUGAGUACUACUUUUCCUACCUUGAAAAUCUAUUUCAUUUACUAAAUAUUGUUUUCUUUAUGCUAACUUAACUUUAAAAGGAAUGUUGCCAAGCUGUCUCUCCUCCCCCAUCACAAUUGUUAGUUUUUUUUGCUUUCUUUCUUCAAUAAAUGAUAGCAUUAUGAUCUUUAA
Molecule: messenger RNA, 11040 nt
Organism: Homo sapiens (human)
Lineage: Eukaryota; Metazoa; Chordata; Mammalia; Primates; Hominidae
Gene: SFT2D2
Product: SFT2 domain containing 2
Exons: 8
Coding region: 77-559 (160 amino acids)
Biological process (GO): vesicle-mediated transport
Cellular component (GO): endomembrane system; cytoplasm; membrane
Source: RefSeq, marked validated